Molecule: messenger RNA, 1584 nt
Organism: Cutaneotrichosporon cavernicola
Lineage: Eukaryota; Fungi; Basidiomycota; Tremellomycetes; Trichosporonales; Trichosporonaceae
Exons: 1
Coding region: 1-1584 (527 amino acids)
Molecular function (GO): iron ion binding; oxidoreductase activity, acting on paired donors, with incorporation or reduction of molecular oxygen; heme binding
Source: RefSeq, a predicted model, not a curated record
AUGGACUCGAAGCACGUCAACGUCAUCAUCCCAACGGUCAUUCACGACCACCCCGCGUUUGCGCCGCUCGCCGCGAUCGUCGUCUGCGUUCUGUGGUACUACCUCUACCCUUACUUUGUCACCUAUGGUGCUCUGCGCGACAUCCCCGCUCCCUUCCCGGCCCAGUUCACCAACUGGUGGCUGUUCCUGGUUGUGCGCCGUGGCGACCGCUACAAGACCGCCGACCGUGAGCACAAGAGGCUGGGCAAGAUGAUCCGUCUCGCCCCCAACCACGUCUCGAUCGCCGACGACGACGCCAUCAAGCAGAUCUACGGCCACGGCAAUGGUUUCCUCAAGAGCGACUUUUACGACUCGUUUGUCUCGAUCCGCCGCGGUCUCUUCAACACCCGCGACCGUGCCGAGCACACCCGUAAGCGCAAGGUCGUCUCGCACACGUUCUCGCCAAAGUCGGUCCGCGAGUUUGAGCCCUACAUGCAGGACAACCUCCACCUCUUUGUCAAGCAGUGGGACAACCUCAUCGCCCAGGAGCAGAAGAACCCAAAGUCGAACGGCCAGGCAAAGGUCGACUGCCUCGACUGGUUCAACUACCUCGCUUUCGACAUGAUCGGUGACCUCGCUUUCGGUGCUCCUUUCGGCAUGCUCGAGGCCGGUGCCGAUUCCGCCGAGCUCCGCGCUACCCCUGACGCCGCUCCCACCUAUGCGCCUGCUAUUGAGAUUCUCAACCGCCGUGGUGAGAUUUCGGCCACCCUUGGUGUCUUCCCCGAGAUCCGCCCCUUCGCAAAAUUCCUCCCCGACCCGUUCUUCUCCAAGGGUAUCGAGGCUGUUCAGAACCUCGCCAAGAUCGCCAUUGCCCGCGUCAAGCAGCGCCUUGACCACCCCCCGGCCGACGCCCGUAAUGACCUCCUCUCCCGUCUCCAGGAGGGCCGCGACCACAAGGGCCAGGCCAUUGACCGCGAGGAGCUCACCGCCGAGGCUCUCACCCAGCUCAUUGCCGGCUCUGACACGACUUCCAACUCGUCCUGCGCCCUCCUCUACUACGCGACCAAGACGCCCGGCAUCCUCGCCAGGCUCCAGAAGGAGCUCGACGACGCCAUCCCCGAGGGCACCGACGUCCCGACCUUUGACAUGAUCAAGUCGCUUCCUUACCUCGAGGCCGUCUUCAACGAGACCCUCCGCUACCACUCGACCUCGGGUAUCGGUCUCCCGCGCGAGGUUCCUCCCGGAUCCCCCGGCGUCACCAUCUGCGGCCACUACUUCCCUGGCGGCACCGUCCUCUCUGUCCCGACCUACACCAUCCACCACUCCAAGGAAAUCUGGGGCCCCGACGCCGACGACUUCAACCCCGACCGCUUCCUCAACCUCACCGCCCGCCAGAAGGAGGCCUUCAUUCCCUUCUCGCACGGCCCGCGCUCGUGUGUCGGCCGCAACGUCGCCGAGAUGGAGAUGAAGCUCAUCGCCGCCACCUGGGCCCACCGCUACCAGCCCACCCUCCUCCAGGACGUCAUGGAGACCCGCGAGGGCUUCCUCCGCAAGCCGCUUGCCCUCAACAUCGAGUUCAAGCAGCGCCACCGCGCCGCCGCCUAA